AUGCAGAAGCCGCAUGUUGCAUAUGGAGGUGUGAAAAUCAUCUUUGAGACUGAGCUCGGAGUGGCAGAUUUCCUCCUGCCCAACAAAAGCAGUGUCCUCUACGUCUCUGAGUGUGACAUCAUCGCAGGAAGCGGCUACAAGAGGAAGGUGGUUCGCUACAGGAACGCUGGGAGCAGCUUCCAGGAGCUGGUGUUGGUGGAGAAGACCAGACUGAGCGAGCAGUACUUCCCCGCUGUGCAGAAGUUUGUGGCGUUUGACCUCGGCCUGUCUCUGCUGCCCGUCAGCGGGCAGGCCGACGCCUCACAGCUCAUCACUCAGAUGGUUCACGGGGAGGCUCGGGAGAACCCCUUCAGGAGGAAGAGCUCGUCCCGCCUGCUGGACCCUCUGGUCCUGGCUCUGGUCCAGCAGAUCCCCGGGGUGGGCAAGGUCAAAGCUCUGGUGCUGUUGCGGCACUUCUCCAGCAUCCAGCAGCUCUGCAACGCCUCCCCCGCCGAGCUGGAGCCCAUCGUGGGCCAGGCUGGCGCCCAGCAGAUCCACAGCUUCUUCCACAAACACACUGCCGGGACCUGAACAGCUCAGUUCAGAUUACAGUGGCCAAAAUCCAGCCUUGAGACUGAAGUUCCUGCAGCAUCGACUCACAGUCCUGGUUCCCAGAGCUGAGAUGUCUGCAUGAGGAGGCUGAAGAAACUCAGUUUUUACUCUGGCUUGCAGUUGCUGGUUAGGUUGAAGCAAUAAAAACUGCACGGUUAAAAUGAGGUAAAGGUUGGCGUUUGGGGGAGAAUAACGCCUUCGCAGCAGGAAUCCUGAUCCAUCAGGUUUAAAUUAAUGAGUAAAUCAGGAUUAUUUGACACCCCAGGAAUGAGAACAGUCACUGGACGAUCAGGGCCGGGUCACCGUGACCUGCACAGCAAACAGCACUUUCCACAGUGGUGCCUCAGGUCAGGCACGCUCCUCGUCUUCAUCGACAUUCACGGUGUUUGCGUCCUGAGAUGUGUGAGAGCGAAGGCUUCCUGCAAACUGCCCGACGUGUGUCACUCUAAACCAGGCGCCAGGCUGAUGCAAGAAUUACUCGCACAUCUGUGUCUCUGAGACGACGGUUUACAGCACAGCCUUCAGCGUGAGCAGGAAGUGUUGGAGGCAGCGUUAACCUAACAUGUUGCCCGGCGUGUUCCCGUGUG
Neolamprologus brichardi is the source of this 1178-nucleotide messenger RNA. The record is from RefSeq and is a predicted model, not a curated record. Lineage: Eukaryota; Metazoa; Chordata; Actinopteri; Cichliformes; Cichlidae.